Cydia amplana is the source of this 490-nucleotide messenger RNA. RefSeq names its product ER membrane protein complex subunit 5 (gene EMC5). The transcript is spliced from 3 exons. The record is from RefSeq and is a predicted model, not a curated record. The coding region runs from base 90 to 443 and encodes 117 amino acids. Lineage: Eukaryota; Metazoa; Arthropoda; Insecta; Lepidoptera; Tortricidae.
AAUAAAUUGAAGGAAAUCGAUGAAGUGAUUAUUAUUUACUUAUUUAUCACGAAUUCUUACUAGAUUCAAUCAAAAAAUCAUUCACAAAAAUGUCAUCGUCCUUCAAUAAGAUGAUUAUCAUCGUUGGAUUCAUAUCUCUAUUCCAUUCAGCGUUUUCUGCCGCACAACAUCGUUCAUACCUAAGAAUCACUGCACAAGAGUUCACCGGGCUACCUUUGGACAUUGUUGUACAAGCAGUAACCAGCCUGUUUGCAGUAAUGUGGGGAGUCCUAAAUGUGGCCGGAAAUCUUCGUGAGAUCCACGCUGCAGCGGAGCUCAAUGCAAUCAAAUGGGACACCCAGCGCAACCUGCCCUCAUUCUACAUCUUUAACCACCGGGGCAAGGCCCUGUCUGCCGAGUAUCUGCCUCCUAGUAGCAAGGCAGGAUUAGAACAUUUAGAAUAAUGUAGGUUUAUUAUUUAUUGUAAGGGUAAAUAAAUUGGUUAAUUUAU